Molecule: messenger RNA, 1447 nt
Organism: Oreochromis niloticus (Nile tilapia)
Lineage: Eukaryota; Metazoa; Chordata; Actinopteri; Cichliformes; Cichlidae
Gene: tmem221
Product: transmembrane protein 221
Exons: 3
Coding region: 518-1447 (309 amino acids)
Source: RefSeq, a predicted model, not a curated record
GCCCUGUUAUCGUCAUAUCUACACUGCCUACAUUUAAAUAUCAAGAAAUAAACUUGAUUAGAAUUUUUUGGUUUAAAAAAAAAAGCAUACAUUUUUUGUGCAUACCUUAAGUUUAAAACCUGGUUUAAUGGCUAAUAAUGGGAUAACAGGAAAUAUGUCUUUACUCUCUUGGGGUGUUUUGUCUUUAUUUAGUGAGCUCGGCGUCUCUCUUGAGCACGUCGAGGCAUUGUUUCUGUCGAUCCAAGAGAAAAAAAAAGUCCAUUGUUGUUGCGAACUUUUUAAUCUGGGGAUUUAAAGCCCAUCACAUGCUCAGACCGACUGCGGAGCACUCCACGAAACACAACAGGCAAACUAUUGCCGAAGUGCAAAGAAGGGCGUUUUUAUCCUCACAUCGCAAUGCAAGCGCACUUUUCUGGACCUUAGGAUCGCAGGGGGAUUGUGUUUAAGAGCUAAGACAGAGAAACCCUUUUUUCCCCUUUUCCUGGAGAAAUCUGACCACCAACAUUUAAAGAUAAACAUGACGCAAAAGUACAGCCAGCGGUCUCUAAUUGUUUUGUCUUUACUGGGGAUUUUAUCGGCCAUUAUGUCGGUUUUAUCGGUGAUUUUGAUUUUCCAGCUGCAGUCACAGCAGACGGCGGUGAAGGAAUCACCCCCGUCCACCUCCUCGGUCAUACCCGCUCAUGUCUGGGCCGUCCUGCUGCCAGUGGCCACAGUGCUCUCCGCUCUGUCCCUCACUCUCAACUUGAGCUCUGUGGUUGUGUGUCUCCUCCACAGCUAUUUUUCAACCGAGGUCUGCAGAGGAGAACAGGAUACAGAAAGAGCAGAUUGGUUCCUUCUGGACAGCAGAGCAGUACGACAUGUGGCUAUUGGACUCUUCUGUCUGGGGGUUUCCGUCUAUUUAAUAGCCAUGUCCAUUUUUAUGCUCCUAAUAUUCGAGAUGGAGACUGGAAUUGCAAGUGCUUGUGUACUUUCCUCUGGGAUCCUGAUCCUGCUGGUGGCUGUAAUACAUGCUCUGGUUAAAGCUUCCCAUACUGGGAAGCACUAUCACAGCGACCAUCUUGACACCCUGUAUCGUAACGACCACGGAAGUAGCAGCGCACCUGUUUCUCGGCCCUGUGAAUUAAAAAUUGGAGUGGACAAACCACGGAUCCUUCGCAGCCAGUCUCACCUCCAGCAUCAGAUCGCCUUCACUCAAUGUGGUGACCCGAGACAGCGAGAACAAUAUCAGCAACAGCAGUACUCCCCUACGGGAGGUUCACAGGGCCACUCUAGUGAUAAAGAUGCUUACAGCAGUGGUGGCAGCUAUCCCCGAAUGCACAGGACACUGUCUACUGAAUCUGGUUUGCUACAGGCCCAGGUUAAACCCUGGAAUGGGGUCAACAAUGAGAUGAGGAGCGUCCUUGCACGAAAGUCAGGGAUUUGUGCAAAAGACUCUACUCUCGUGUGA